Drosophila kikkawai is the source of this 2633-nucleotide messenger RNA. It is a transcript of the gene Cpr50Ca, whose product is annotated as Cuticular protein 50Ca. Gene Ontology annotation, cellular component: extracellular matrix. Lineage: Eukaryota; Metazoa; Arthropoda; Insecta; Diptera; Drosophilidae. The record is from RefSeq and is a predicted model, not a curated record.
CCGAAAAAUUAAACAACAAUUACAAAUUGAGCUGCCACUUUGGUGGAAACGCGAAGAGUGCAACGUGCCACGUGCAACUUGACGCCUCAUUUGGCCGAACUUCCGCCGACGUCCGACAUUAUCCAAGGAAAAUGGCUAUCUGCGGCGCUGGCCCCACCUUAAUGUCUCUGGUCCUGGCAGUGAUUCUGACUGCAAUCCAGGCCACGGAUACCUGGCAGCGUUUACCCACCCUGGAAACCUUCUCCACAUAUGAAGACAUGCAACGCUAUUUCGAUCAGCGCAAUUUUCGCAGCAUGCGGCACAUUGACAAUCCCACGGACGACAGCUACCUGGCGGCCUUCAAUCAGUAUAACGAGCAGCUCGAGACUCGGUCACCCGUCCACAGCCAGCCCCGGGUGAAGCGGGAGCAGCGCCAACUGCCUACAGCACCGCGGAUGCUGCGCUUUGAGCUGGCAGAUGCCGUAGAACCGAGUCCGGAACUGAAGCAAAUUCUGCGCCAGUAUCAUGCCCGGGCCCUGAAGGAGAGUCCAAGUCCCGCUCCUGAGAGCAGCACCACCCCGGCAGCAGUCGUUGACGCCACCCAGGCCACCACCAGGAGCGUUCGGUCACGGAAACCCCGUCGCCAGAGACGCUCAGCAAACGGUGCCCAACAGCCGGCGGAGUUCAAGGUGCAGAUGAUUCCCUUCGAGGAGACGGACGCUCGGGAACCGGAUCCACUUACAGCGCAGCUGAUAAAGAAGGCUCGAACCCUGGAUCUGCAGAGUCAGGCCACCAGGUCGUCCAGACCCCAGGAGACGAGGAAGAAGACCUUUCAAGUGAGGAUCCGCAAGACGAAGCGCUCCAAGCGCUCCGCUCCGCAGAUGAUCAAGUUCGAGUUGGCGGAUGCUAAGCCCUUGCCCCAGCGAUCCGGGAAGCAACUACUCCCCGAGACGCCCACGUUGCUGACCAUGGAAACCCAUUCGAAGAACAAGACCCAGUUGGACUCUACCACGCCCAAGGUGGAGGAGAACGAUAUCCUCACGGGUGAGGCCACGGCAGAGACCAAGCGGAUGUACGUUUACAAGGAAUCACCUCUCAGCUCCGGGCAUGUGAAGACCAAGAAAUCCCUGAGUGCUUUGCCCCACGAGGUCCAGAAGGUCAUCGGCCAUCUGAUGAAGGAUGGACACGGCGGCAAGGCGUACGUGAAGUAUGUGCCAGCCCAGAAGUCCGACUACGAGCACUACAAGGCGAAGCCCGUGGCCUACGGGCUUAAGCCCCUGGGUAACUACGUCAAGUAUAUCCACAAGACAGCGGAACCCUCGGCGGCUCCGGCCCCGGCCCCAGCUCCCGUCCAGGUGCACAUCCAGCCGGUGCCCGUGGUGGAGCAGCUGCGGUAUGUGUACAAGCCCAACUACGUAGCUCCUUCUCCCACCAUUGCCCAGCCCAUUGUGGUCCAGGAAGUGGUCCCAGCUCCCACGGUGGCCGUGGAGGAGGUGCACCACACCUACACCGCCGAACUGGCUCCGCCGCCAACCCAAUCCCUGGACGUUAUUGUGCCGCAGUUCAGACCCUCCAAGCCGGAUCCCCUGCUGGCCGAGUCGCCUGCCAUCUAUGGCACUCCCCAGGAGCAGCAGUAUCAGUACGAAGUCCAGCCGGAGGCCUCGCCGCUGAUCAAGAUCGAGUACCAUGCUCCGGCGGAUAGCCUCAAGGAGCACUACAAACAGCUGCCCGAAUUCCAGCAGCUGUCCACGCUGAUCGGCAAGUCGCCGGAUGACCAGAUCCAUGGACUGACCUACUUGCUCGCCAAGGAAAUGCAGGCCAAGCUGCAGCGGCAGGGCAAGCAUCUGGCGGAUCGUCCGCAGGACAGCACAGCCCCUAUCCUUUUCCACCCCGGACAAGGUGCGUCCCCGGCCCCCACUCUCAAGACUCUGGCAGAGCAUGGACACCUGGGUAUUCAGCCGGGAAGACUGAUCGGAAUGGCCAAGACCAAGCAGUAUGUGCCCAUCAUCGAGCCCGGCAACAACGACGUCAAGGAGCUGCCCCCUGUAUCCAGCACCAAGCUGCCCACGCCCAGUUCCUACAUUGAUUACACUCACGGCCAUGGACUGUCCAAUGGAUACGAGGGUGUGCCGCAUAUAGAGGAGCCUGAGGUCACUACAGUGGAGCAUGUGGUUCACCAUCCGACAGUGGCCACACUCCAGCACCAGCAUCAGAUUCAGCAACAUCACCAGAUUCAGCCUCAGAUUCAGCAUCACAUCCAGCACCAAAUCCAGCACCAGCAUCCGCACCUGGAACACCCUCUAGAGCACCAUCAUCAUGGACUGGUUGCCACCGUGCUGCCGGCGGAAUUGGAUGCGGACAAGGGCGUGAAUGGGCUGCACUUUGUUCACAGCCAGGAGGACAAGUCGCUGCAGCAGUACGCCUCAAAGUAUGCGUUCGGCUAUCGCAUACGUGAUUUCCACACCGGCAACGACUUUGGCCACAAGCAGAACCGUGACUUGCACGGCGUGACACGCGGCCAGUACCACAUCCUCCUGCCGGACGGACGCAUCCAGAACGUGAUCUACCACGCCGACGACUCGGGCUUCCACGCAGACGUCAGCUUCGAGAGCGGCGCCAAGCAUUGAGUCAGACCCAAAGCGAGCGGCCUAAUG